Messenger RNA from Drepanopeziza brunnea f. sp. 'multigermtubi' MB_m1, 1758 nucleotides. RefSeq lists its product as uncharacterized. Gene Ontology annotation, biological process: mitochondrial unfolded protein response; protein import into mitochondrial intermembrane space; apoptotic mitochondrial changes. The record is from RefSeq and is a predicted model, not a curated record. NCBI's taxonomy places the organism in Eukaryota, Fungi, Ascomycota, Leotiomycetes, Helotiales, Drepanopezizaceae. Gene Ontology annotation, molecular function: ATP-dependent protein folding chaperone; protein-folding chaperone binding; ATP binding. Gene Ontology annotation, cellular component: mitochondrial matrix; mitochondrial inner membrane.
AUGCAACGAGCAGUGACUUCUAGGGCCUCGGUCCUCGGACGCUCGUCCUCGAAGCUCCGUCCUGCUGCUUCUGCUGGCUUCAAUGCCCAGCAAUUGCGAUUCGCGCACAAGGAACUCAAGUUCGGUGUCGAGGCUCGGGCAUCUCUCUUGGCCGGUGUUGAAACUUUGGCAAAAGCUGUGGCGACCACACUGGGACCUAAGGGACGAAAUGUAUUGAUCGAGUCGAGUUAUGGAUCUCCCAAGAUCACAAAAGAUGGUGUUACUGUUGCCCGCGCCAUUACCCUGAAAGACAAGUUUGAGAACCUCGGAGCCCGCCUUAUCCAAGAUGUUGCAUCCAAGACGAACGAGACUGCAGGCGAUGGAACUACAACCGCCACAGUGCUGGCACGCGCCAUCUUCUCCGAGACAGUUAAGAAUGUCGCCGCAGGAUGCAACCCAAUGGAUCUCCGACGCGGUACCCAAGCAGCUGUCGAGGCAGUCGUUGAAUUUCUCCAGAAGAACAAGCGUGAUAUCACUACCAGCGAAGAGAUUCAACAAGUUGCCACCAUCAGUGCCAACGGAGAUAUCCAUGUUGGAAAGCUGAUCGCCAACGCGAUGGAGAAGGUCGGAAAGGAGGGCGUCAUAACCGUCAAGGAGGGAAAGACUAUGGAGGACGAGCUAGAGGUUACCGAGGGUAUGCGAUUUGACCGCGGCUUUGUCUCGCCAUACUUCAUCACCGACACAAAGUCACAAAAGGUUGAGUUCGAGAAGCCAUUGAUCCUCCUUUCUGAGAAGAAGAUUUCUGCCGUCCAAGACAUCAUCCCUGCUCUCGAGGCCUCCACCCAACUCCGUAGACCAUUGGUCAUCAUUGCCGAGGACAUCGAUGGCGAGGCACUCGCAGUCUGCAUCUUGAACAAGCUCCGUGGUCAACUCCAGGUCGUUGCCGUCAAGGCUCCUGGCUUCGGUGAUAACCGCAAGUCCAUCCUGGGUGACCUCGGUAUUCUCACCAACGCUACCGUCUUCACCGAUGAGCUUGACAUCAAGUUAGAGAAGGCUACCCCAGAUAUGUUCGGAACCACCGGCUCUAUCACUAUCACCAAGGAGGACACCAUUAUCCUCAACGGCGAGGGGAGCAAGGACGCCAUCAGCCAACGCUGUGAGCAGAUCCGAGGUGUCAUGAAUGACCCAACCACCUCUGACUACGAGAAAGAAAAGCUCCAAGAGCGUCUUGCUAAGCUCUCUGGUGGCGUGGCCGUCAUCAAGGUCGGUGGGUCUUCAGAGGUCGAAGUUGGUGAGAAGAAGGACAGAUACGUAGAUGCUCUCAACGCAACAAGAGCUGCCGUCGAGGAGGGUAUCCUCCCUGGUGGUGGAACUGCUCUUCUCAAGGCAGCCAGUCAAUCUCUUGGCGGACUCAAGCCAGCCAACUUUGAUCAACAACUCGGUGUCAGCAUCAUAAAGAGUGCAAUCACCAAGCCCGCACGUAUGAUUGUUGAGAAUGCUGGGAACGAGGGCUCUGUUGUUGUUGGCAAGCUUAUGGAUGAUUUUGGAUCCGACUUCAACAAGGGAUACGACAGCUCCAAGGGCGAGUUCGUCGACAUGAUUUCUGCCGGUAUCGUCGAUCCAUUCAAGGUUGUCCGCACUGCAUUGAUUGAUGCCAGUGGUGUUGCCUCCCUCCUUGGUACGACUGAGGUUGCGAUUGUCGAGGCUCCCGAGGAGAAGGGACCACCAGGCGGAAUGCCAGGCGGAAUGGGAAUGGGCGGCAUGGGCGGAAUGAUGUAA